Molecule: messenger RNA, 22772 nt
Organism: Periophthalmus magnuspinnatus
Lineage: Eukaryota; Metazoa; Chordata; Actinopteri; Gobiiformes; Gobiidae
Product: plectin-like
Exons: 33
Coding region: 287-22021 (7244 amino acids)
Biological process (GO): intermediate filament cytoskeleton organization; regulation of apoptotic process; hemidesmosome assembly
Cellular component (GO): sarcolemma; cytoplasm; cytoskeleton
Molecular function (GO): structural constituent of muscle; ankyrin binding; cadherin binding
Source: RefSeq, a predicted model, not a curated record
AUUCGGCAGUACACAGACUGUUAAUUCUGUCUUACUCAAUGUAGUAGGGCAGCACGCAUUCUAACUUUUUAGAAUAAGGGAUAUACUUUUUUUGUGUCGGCUUCUAAGGGAGAAGAGUAGAACAACAGCACAACUUGGAGUAUUCUUUCUUUAAUUAGAUUGGGAGACACGUGACAGCCGGUUUUGCCACUGGAUUCCACUGGAUCACAAGUGAGGUUGUCUAUUCUGUUUCUUCCUUUUGAUGCUGCACAUUUUAGCAUUAGGGUGAACAACUGAAUUAACAAUCAUGGUUGCUGGAAUGUUAAUGCCCUUAAGGGACCUGAGGGCCAUUUAUGAGAUCUUGUUUCGUGAUGGCGUCAUGGUUGCAAAGAAAGACAAGCGACCUCAGGUAAAGCAUCCAGAGAUUCAAGAUGUGAGUAAUCUCCAAGUCAUCCGUGCGAUGGGUUCUCUCAAAUCCAGAGGCUUUGUGAAGGAAACAUUUGCAUGGCGUCAUUUCUAUUGGUAUUUAACAAAUGAGGGCAUUGUUUACCUGCGUGAUUUUCUUAAACUUCCCUCUGAAAUUGUCCCAGCUUCCCUUCAAAGAGUUCGAAAGCCAACCUCAACUUUCGCUUUUGCCCAAAGAGCUGCACGGGUCCAAACUGUAGAAGGUCCAACGUCAUAUGUUCCUAAACCUGGACGCAGGGUAGAUGCAGAAAGCAAAGAUGCUCUAGCUGAACGUCAAGUCUAUCGCAGAAGAGUGAUGGAAUCAGGAGAAAGCCAUGCCUACUUUGAUAAGACGCCAAGAUUCAGAGGACGCCCAAUUGGUGCUGAUGCCAAACCAUCACUAGAAAUAGAAGACAAUAGUCAGUCUUUGUUCACAAAUGGUUUCAACACUGAGACAAGCAGGUUUGCAAAAGUCUUCCAGCAGCAGCCAAGUGCAAGCGGAGACAGGCCACGUGAGCAAAUGAUUGUUCAGAUUGAGAAAGCUACAAGUUCUGCCCAGUUUAACAACAGCAUUGCAUCACAAGAUGUAUCCAAGUCUGGUGUGCCAUCAGUUAGCGCCCUACCAUUAACUGCAGCUGCAACUUCAGGUGCUGUAGCAUUAAAGGUUCUAGUUGAAGCCUCCCCUCCCAAAACAAAUACGGAUAAGCCAAUGAAGACCACUGAAGAGAAGGCAUGGAGGAAAAUUAAUGAGCAGGGUACAAGAAGUUUUGAGAUACAAGUCCAAAAGGAGCAAAGAAAUGAAGUUAGUGUGGAGCAAAAUAUGUCCAUAGAGGCUAAGGCUCCUGCACAAUCUUCAACAAAUACAGUCAUGGGUAAAGCACCUGGUCAAAAGGCCAUCACCAAACGUGGCAUUAGAGAGGCUGGCAUAACAACUGAAACUACUAGCCUUUGGACAAAACCUGCUGCAAAUAAAACAAUUAUUGAAUCCAAAAUAACUCAAAGGACCACACAGAUGCCAGACCAAGUGACUGGCAGUGAUACAAGCAAACCUGUUAUGUGUACUGAUGGAGUUCAAAUACCUCAAAAGGCCAAAGGUGCUGAAGCAGAACAAACUGGUACAGUAGCUGACUCUGCAACAUUUGCUGUUCCAACAGUUAAUAGUAAUUUAGCCACCAAUGCCCCUGCUAAAAUGUCCAAACCAGUUCAGGGAGAUGGAGUGAUCACAGAACUGACCAAAGAGGAAUCAGUAGAACAUUCAGUACGAGCAAAUGAGAAAUCCCCAGGGAUGAUUGUUAAACCCACUGAACAGGAAUAUUAUGCUAUAACAGCCAAACCAGUAGCUGAGACAAGCUCUAAGUCAAAUAAGAAAAAGAAAAAUGAGAAAUCCACAAGUCCAACUUCUGAAAGCCUCCAUGAUAUGAAUUUGAAUGUUCCAAAAAAGAAAAUCAAUAAAGAGGGACCCACUGAAGAAAAAAAUAUUACACAAUUGUCAACUGGCAUCAAGCCAUUGAAUCAACAACAUGGAGUUAGAAGUGACUCUGAUAAAGAGCAAAUAAAGAGUGUUUCUGGCAAAUCUAGUGGAAAGUCAACCAGAGAUGAAACCAAAGAAAUAGUUCCUCAUAUCUCUGCAACAAUUAAAGAUGCAAAAAUGAGCCCAACUGAUCCUGAACUUAAACUGCAUGUCAACAAAGAGGAAACUGUGCAGAAAAUAACAUGUGAUGUACAAGGAAGUUUGAAUCAAAAAACCCACACUGCACCACCACCUGUAAUCCAGGAACUGCAUACUACAGUACUAGAUGAACAAACAAUCUCAAAUCAAACUGAAACCAAAACUAUUAUUGAUCAAACACCAGCGGCUCAAGUACACGAUGAAAUGAGUUCAAGCGAUGGUCAAGCCAACCAGGAGUCUGCAGUGAGCUCUAAAGCUAAAAGAAAGAAGAAGAAAGCUAUGAAUGAAUUACCAACCAAUUCAGAAAAUAAAGCAGAGACAAAACAAGCUGAUAUUCCUGUUUUAUCUGCACCCAAGUAUGAAAAUAAAGAUACAUCUGAUAAGGGAGAGGUAGAUCAAGCUGAAGCAUUCAAAAUAAAAGAAACUAGUAACAAAAUUAUUCAAGAGGUGAUUAUGAAGACUGGGUUUGCCUCUGAGAGCUCAGCAGUGCCACCAGUGGAGUCUAAAGGGAUGACAAGUGUAACACAGAUGAAACAAGGCAAAUUAGUAACAGUUCAGAAAGUAACUAAAGUGCAUGAGGAGCGAACUAUUGCACUACCAGAAACCCAGGAACCAGUUUCAAUUAAGCCUAUGGAGACAUCUGUUACACAACAGGCUGAAACUGAAAAGGUAAUUCCUCCUGUCAUCAAAGAACAAACACCAGAGGCUCUGAAAGUGACAGCACAUGACCCCACUCCUCAAAGUGAUUCUCAACAGGAGACAGCAGGGAGCUCUAAAUCAAAAAGAAAGAAAUCGUCAAAAGAUACAAGUCCAGAAAUUAAGAUUGAUACAAAACAAGAAAAUUCAAAAGAGCAAGAAGCAAACACCAGUGAAAAUGUAAUUGUAACAGAAAAGACUACAGUUAGCAAAACCAUCAAUGUGGCUCCCAAAGAAAAGACAGUUUCUAAAAAUGAUGAUAUGGAGCCAGAGAAACCUGAAAUAGUUGAGAAAACAAUUACAGAGAAGAUAAUAACUCAAGUUAAACUCAUACAACAAAGUGAAGUAACUGAAAUACCAAAUGAAGAGCUCCCUUCUACAGAAAACAUCACUAUGGAAACAUUCAAUUUAGAUGUUGUUAAAGCUGGAAAGAGAAAACACCCAAGAAAAGACAGAAGAAAUGAACGAAAAAUAAUUCUGUAUUCACCAUCCGAUGAGAUGGAUCAGGAGCAAAUCCAGACAGCUUUUACACAAAUAUCAAGCUGCCCCCAAGGAGCAAUUUCUCCAACCUCUGAUGUAACAGCAACUGAGAAGAUAGAUACUGAUGUGGUUCAUGACGGGAAAGAAAGUUAUGAAAAACAAGAGGAGUCUAUGCAAGAAAGUGAACACAAACAAGAAUUUGUAAAGACCAAAACUCAGGAGCUGGUUAAAGAUGACAUAUCAGUGAAAAAAACACUUGAGGUCCACAUUGAUGUUCCAUCUACUAUCACUAAUGAUGAAAAGGACAUGUCUAAAAAGGACAGUAUGGAUGACCUGAUAAAACCUGAUGAAAAAGAUGAAAUGGGAAAUGCACAAAUUAAAAUUGUCACAAAUAAGACUACAGAAAUUGCGUCUUCGACCACUACCAAACCUCAAGCUGAGCCUCCACUUGACACACAUGCAGCAAAGGAAAUGGCAGAGAGCCAAAUCACUGUCAAAGAGCCUGAAAAUACAACCGUUUCUGAAGAAGUAAAUGUUGAAAUUACAGAAGAAACCAGAAAACCAGGAGAUAAAUUUCCUGUGACAACCUGUCCUGAAGAACUACCUGAGCACAAGCCCUUCGUGGAAAACUCAUUACAUGUACAAACAACUGAUAUGAUUCCACUGGACUCUAAAGAUGAAAAAUCAUCAGAGGAAGUUAUUAAAGAGGCUGAAACUGAGGGUGCAAAUAUAAACCAGCCUGUCCCCACAUCGCUGCCAGUAGAUAAAGUCAAACAUCCAGUGAAGCAUGUAACAUUCAAAGAGGAAAUAAAGACUAUUUCUGAUGUUAGUGAUGGAAACGUGACUACAGCAGGGAGCUCUACAGCACAACCAGGAGAUUCUGACACUGCACCUGUUGAGAACAAAAUUACAGUCAGCACAACCAGCCAGGGACCAAGCAGUGCCAAAGAAGAGGGAGUGCACACGACUGAAAUAGUAACACUUCAGAAAAUCGUUGAAGUUGCACAAGACCAAUUAUCAGCUAAGGACAGACCAUUCGUUUCUCCACUAGAAACAUGGGAACAAGGUCGAGAUGGGACGACAGGAGAAAAAACUAGAAAUGAUGAAAAGGUGAUUUCUACAGAUGAAAAAGUUCCAGAUAAUAUGGAAGUAACUGCGCAGGAAAUAAAUGAAGUAGAUGAAAAUGAAAAAGUGUUUGAAUCAAGCUCCAAAUCAAAGAGAAAGAAGAAGAAAUCUGCUAGUAGGACAUCAAAAGACACUAGUCCAGAAAAUAAGCAAAAUGCAGAGAUUGACAUUAAGCAAACUGACAUCUCUGCUGUUGCUAUUAGCAAAACCAAUCAGGAGCCCAGUGAAAUUAAAACAACAGAAGUUACUCUAGACAAAACAGUGACACUUCAGAAAACCACUAAUAUUGAUCAAAACACGCCUGACUUGUUGAAGAGCUUGCCAAAUAAUCAAGAACAAGUUUCUAUUCAGUCUACAGCAAAGAUUCCUAUUGCACAACAGCCUGAGAAGGUAAUUCCUCCUGUCAUCAAAGAAAUUACACCAGAGGCUCUUAAAGCGACAGCACAAGAACACGGGCCUGUAGCUGCAAGUGAAUCUCAACUGGAGGGCCCCAUGAGCUCUAAACCCAAAAGAAAAAAGAAGAAAUCUGAGAGUGAGACACCUCAAGACAGUUCAGAAAAUAAAGAAAAGAUAAAUCAACAAACUUUCUCAGAAAUGGAUCAUGAGAAUAUUGUCAUUUCAGUUAAAUCUGCUCCAGCUGACUCCAACAAUGAGGGAAUAAAACUAUCUGAAACAAUUAAGACCAUAGACAGUAAUGCGAAACCAAUCAAAGACAUAUCCAAAGAAAAUGAGACUGCUUUUGGGAGCUCAGCCCUGCCUCAAAUAGAAUAUAAAGACACUACAUCUGUGGUAGAGAAUAUAACCAGCCUGGAGCCAACCAGCCCCAAAGAGAAAGCUGUUAGUAAAAUUAAACAUGAACAGCCUGAGACCUCUGUAGCUGAGCUGAAAUCUGAGACUGUUCAAAAAAUAGCUAAAGUUGAAAUUAUACACGAAGGCCUGAUGCCUGAAUUAAAAAGUUCUGAUGGUCAACUAUACACUAAACAAACAGUAACAGAUGUGAUACAGACAACAAUAACAGAUGAAGUAAAUAUAAAUGUCAAAGAAACAAAAUCAAAAAGAAAGAAGAAGAAAGAAGAAAAGAGUGAGUCACCCAAAGACACUAGCCCCGAAAUCAAACCUGCAGAAAGAGAUGAGACUAAAACCAGCAAAGAAACAACACCAACUGCACCUGAAAUGUCAACAGAAAUGAUAGAUGUGAUAGAAAAUACACAUUCAAUUUGUCCCAGCUCAUCUUUGCCCUACAAAACCAGCCUGGAGUCAGUCACAUCAAAAAAGACAGGGGAAGAGAAAAGAGAGCCAGUUCAGAAAAUAACUCAAGUUGAAAUCAAACAAGAAAUACAUGGAAUAAGGAGUUUGCCAAAUACUGAGGGAGCACAAGCUGAUAAAGUAAUUCCUCCAGUCAAAGAAAUGCAUCCAGAGACUCUUAAAGGGACAGUACAUGAAUCCAGCCCUGCAGUUGCAAGUGAAUCUCACCAGGAGGCACCGAUAAGCUCUAAAUCUCGGAGAAAGAAAAAUAAAUCUGAGAGUGAGAUGCCGAAAGACAGCAGUCCAGAAAAUAAAGCAGAGGCCAAGCAUGAACUUGCCCAAAAGAUAACUGAUGGGAAAACUGCCAAUGCGGUUUUAUCUACCAUGCCUGACACUGAUAAGAAGCAAGUCAAUCAAUCUGAAACACUGGACAUGACAGAAAGUGAUGAUAAGCCAGUUAAAGGAAUCAUUAAACAGAAUGAGACUGCUCCUAAAAUCUCAGCAGCACCCCAAGUGGAGUCUUUAGUCACUACAAAUAUAACAGAGGAAACUACUGUCAGCAAAACUACACUGGAACCAACCAGCCCCAGUAAGAAGACAGUUACUAACACAGAAGUAGCACAAAUUGAGCUAAAGAAGACUCAAUUAAAAACAGUGACAGUUCAGAAAAUUACAAAAGUUGAAUUUAUACAAGAAACCCCUGAUUUACAGCAAGACACUCAGGGGCCAGUUACAGAUGCAUCUACAGUAGAGACAUCCGUUACAAAACAGACAGAAGAGGUCAUCAUUCCUACAAGAGAAACAAAAUCUAAAAGGAAGAAGAAGAAAUCUGUGAGUGAGUUGCCUGGAGACAGAGGCCUGGAAAUUAAACCCACAACAGAAGAAGAGACCCACACUGAGGGGAAAACUAUUACCUCAACUGCUGCUCCUCUCUCACCUCCAACUGCAGGAGAGCCAAAAACAGAAAUGAUGACAAAGAGUGAGUCAGUUUGUCCUAGCUCAACAGCACCUCCAGUGGAGCCUGUACAAGAUGCACAAAAUAUUAAUGCAAGCAAAACUGAUAAGGAGCCAGCCAGUCCUAAAGAUAAUUUUGAAAAUGUUGUGGUAGAGAAAAUAGUUUCUAUUACACGAUCGGAAAAAACAAUUAAGGUUGAAUCAGUAGUGGAAAUGACAGACAAAGAGCAGGCUUCUGACAGUAAACAUGAAAAAUCUCAAGUUGAAAUUAAAACACAAGCUCCUGACAGUAGCUUUAAGUCAAAAUCAAAAAAUAAGUCUCCAGUUCAUAAACAAUGUAGCACAGAGGCCAUAGCAGAUAUGAAAGACAAAAAUCUGAAAGACACUCAAGACACUGUUGAAGAGAUAACAAAUAUUCAACCAACUAAAACCGAAAUCCCCCAAGAAUGUUCAGUCACACUGCCAGAAACUACACAAGUCGGAAAGCCCACCCCGGACCCCACUCAAACUUUAAAGCUGGCUGCCCCUGUCAAAAAGGAUGAAAAAUCACUGGAGGGUCCAGAAGAGCUUAUUACUGAGACUGAACAAGACAUGACCGGACCCAGCUCAAAAUCCAAAAGAAAGAAGAAGAAAUCCCCAACUACAGAGCACCCACCAGAUAUUAGGAAAGAAAACAUUACAGGAAUCCCCUCUCAGGACAAAAAUAUUAUCCAAACAAGUGGCGGCCCUGCAGACAAAAGGUCACCUGAGAGUAAACCCAGCCAUGACAAAGGGCAAAUAAUUGAGAUUUCAAAAGAGACUAGUGAUAAACCAGUCAAGGAAAUAUCUAUAGUUGCACUGGGAGAGUCUGUUGCACAAGGGCCUGCAAUAAAACCAAAGGAGCUUGCUAAUCUUGCACAAAAAACUGAGAUAGAAAAAUCUUCUAGGCCAGAAGAAGUAAAAAAGACCCUGUCUGAAAGUGAAACUGUGACAAUGCAUAAAAAAACACACAUUGAGAUCACAGAACAAACCCAAGAGCCUGCUAUUGAGCCUAAAUCCCCCAUAAGCCCUGUUAAAACUACUCUCGAGCUGGGCAAAUCUAAGAGGAAAGGUAAAGGGAAAAAGCCUGCAGCAGCCCAGUUAUCAGAAACCAUAAACACUGAGCCUGGACUGUUGCCGGAAGCAGAACCCCUGGCAUCUACACAGGGCACUGACCCGACCAAGGUUACUGUGAGGGACGACCCUGUAGUGACCUCAGAAGUGACAGAAAGCAAUGCUGGUCCAAAAAUGACUGCUGAAAGAAUGCAUAGUGAGGAAACUGUCCAGGCAGCAGCUGUGCUCCCUGAGGCCCCGGCAGACAAAAGAGAGGUGGAGCCUGCUCUGCCCCGUGCUGAAAAACGUAUGCAGAGAGCUCCAAAGGCAAAAACAUCCUCCACAGAGAAGGGAGAGAGCAGAGAGUUAGCGUCAGAGGCAACAGCGCUAACAACAGCACAGGCAGCUGCAAGUCAGGCACGGGACAGCCCCCUCCACCCGCACUCGGAGCCUCCCAUAGUUGCACAACAGCAGUGGAGCACUCAGGCAGCAGAGCGCAGCACAGAGGAAAGCCACGCCAGUUCAAAGUCACUGCCGCACAUUCAAGAGACGAAGAAGAAGUUGGUAAAGGACACACCCUCUGCCACCACUACACCUGCCGUCUCACAGAUUCAGCUGGGGGAGCCCACUUACUCCAUAUUUUGUGAAACUGACGAAUCCAACAUGAGGAGGAAAAUAGUUGUAGUGGAGGAGAUAGUGGAGGUGAAGCGGCUAGUUAGUCCUGAUGCUGCAGUAGGCGGGCAGUCACCUCCACCACCUGUGGCAUGUGAGGAGGACGAAGAAGAUGAAUUGGACUUGGAUGUUUUGGAGGAGAUUGCCAUAGAGAGGUCACUUUUACAGGGAGGACCUCCGCCCUCUUUCCCAGGAGCUGCUGAAGGGGACUGGGACCACUCGCUUGUGGACCCAGAAGACAAGACUUUUAACUUCGUGGAAGAUGAACGGGACCGUGUACAAAAGAAGACCUUCACAAAAUGGGUGAACAAGCACUUGAUAAAUGCACAUCGUCAUGUGACAGAUCUCUACGAAGACCUUCGGGAUGGACAUAACCUGAUCUCCCUGCUGGAGGUCCUCUCUGGGGAAACCCUGCCCAGAGAGAAAGGCCGCAUGCGAUUCCACAAACUGCAGAAUGUACAAAUAGCACUUGACUUCCUCCGACACAGACAGGUGAAGCUUGUCAACAUCCGAAAUGAUGACAUCGCUGACGGAAACCCCAAACUCACUCUGGGGUUAAUAUGGACCAUCAUCCUUCACUUCCAGGUCUCCUCAUCUAUCUCAGAUAUUCAGGUGAACGGUCAGUCAGAAGACAUGUCGGCCAAAGAAAAGCUACUCCUCUGGUCCCAGAAGAUGACAGAUGGAUACCAGGGCAUCCGCUGUGACAACUUCACCACCAGCUGGAGAGACGGGAAACUGUUCAAUGCUGUCAUUCACAAGCACUAUCCAAGACUCAUUGAUAUGGGCAAAGUGUACAGACAAAGCAACCUGGAAAACCUGGAGCAAGCUUUUGGAGUGGCAGAGCGAGACCUGGGAGUCACCCGCCUUUUGGAUCCAGAGGAUGUUGACGUGCCUCACCCUGAUGAGAAAUCCAUCAUCACAUACGUCUCAUCUCUGUAUGACGUCAUGCCCCGCAUUGAUGUAACUGACGGAGUCAGAUCUAAUGACUUGGAGCUGCGCUGGCAGGAGUACUACGAGCUAGUGACACUUCUACUGCAGUGGAUUCGGCACCAUGUUGUCAUCUUUGAAGAGAAGAAGUUUCCCACCAGCUAUGAGGAGAUAGAGCUUUUGUGGCGCCAGUUCCUCAAGUUCAAGGAGACAGAGCUGCCAGUGAAAGAGACUGACAAGAACCACUCAAAACAAAUCUACCAGACAUUUGAGAGUGCAGUACAUGCUGGUCAGGUGAAAGUCCCACCAGGCUACCAUCCCAUUGAUGUGGAGAAGGAAUGGGGACGGCUGCACGUGGCCAUUCUCGAGAGAGAGCGUCUGCUCAGAAUAGAGUUUGAAAGACUUGAAAGACUGCAAAGGAUUUUCACCAAAGUCCAAAUGGAGUCUGGUGUUUGUGAUGAUCAGCUCACUCAUUUGGAGGCCCUCCUGCAGAAGGACAUUCACCUGCUGAAUGCAGGGAAGCCAGCCCAACACACAGCAGAAGUGGAGAGAGAGCUGGACAAGGCAGACAACAUGAUCCGCCUGCUCUUCAAUGAUGUGCAGUUUCUUAAAGAUGGGCGCCACCCUCAGGCUGAACAGAUGUAUCGUAGAGUAUACCGGAUACAUGAGAGGCUGGUGAAUUUGCGCAGUGACUACAAUCUCCGACUAAAGGCUACACCACCAGUGGUGCAGACAGUCCAGUCGGUUACAACGAAGGCGCGCCCAGAACUGGAUGAUGUUACACUGCGUUACGUACAGGACCUAUUGGCCUGGGUCGAGGACAACCAGAGGCGCAUCGAUGAGGCAGAGUGGGGCUCAGACCAGCCCUCUGUGGAGUCCCAGCUGGGCAGCCAUCGUGGACUGCAUCAAACUGUGGAAGAUUUUAAGGCUAAGAUUGAGCGAGCCAAGACAGAUGAGAAUCAACUAUCGCCAAUGAGCAAAGGCACAUAUAAAGACUACCUGGGUAAACUGGACCUACAGUAUGGAAAACUACUGAACUCUUCAAAGUCCCGCCUGAGAAACUUGGAUUCACUUCAUGCAUUUGUCAGUGCUGCUACAAAAGAACUCAUGUGGCUUAAUGACAAAGAGGAGGAGGAGGUCAACUAUGACUGGAGCGAUAGGAACACAAAUAUGACAGCUAAGAAAGAUAACUACUCUGGUCUUAUGCGAGAACUUGAACAUCGGGAGAAGAAGGUCAAUGACAUCCAGGCCAUGGGUGACAAACUUGUUCGUGAUAACCAUCCUGGCAAAAAGACCGUCGAGGCUUUCACAGCUGCUCUGCAGACUCAGUGGAGCUGGCUCCUUCAACUGUGCUGCUGCAUUGAGGCUCACCUAAAGGAAAACACAGCCUACUAUCAGUUCUUUGCUGAUGUGAAGGAGGCUCAAGACAAGAUGACAAAAACACAAGAAAACAUGAAAAAGAAGUACAGCUGUGAUCGCAAUACGACAGCCACACGCCUGGAGGAUCUGCUGCAGGAUGCUGUGGAAGAGAGAGAGCAGCUGAAUGAACUAAAGACUAUGGUAACUGGCCUUAACAAGAGAGCAAAGACCAUCAUCCAGCUGAAGCCACGUAACCCCACCACCCCUAUCAAAGGAAAACUGCCCAUUCAGGCAGUGUGUGACUUCAAGCAACAGGAGAUCACUGUCCAUAAAGGAGAUGAGUGUGCACUUCUUAACAAUUCGCAGCCAUUCAAGUGGAAGGUGCUGAACCGGACUGGUAAUGAGUCUGUGGUCCCCUCUGUCUGCUUCAUGGUGCCUCCUAUCAACAAGGAAGCACUGGACAGUGUAGCCAGUCUGGAUGGAGGGCAGCAACAGAUGGUGUUGAUGUGGCAGAAAUACUACAUAGACAUGAAGAGUCUGUUGUCAUGGCAAUACCUGAUGAAAGACUUUACACAGAUUAAUUCCUGGAACAUUACUAUGCUCAAGUCCAUGAAGCCAGAAGAGUACAGACUGGUGAUGAGGAACCUGGAGCUGCAUUACCAGGACUUUAUGAGAGACAGCCAGGACUCUCAGAUGUUUAGACCCGAUGACCGCAUGCAAGUGGAGCAGGACUAUGCCAAGACGACACAACAUUUUGAGAACCUCAUUCGCUCUAUGGAGAAAGGUCAACAGGAUGAGACAAUGUGCAAGAACUACAUCUCUGAGCUGAAGGACCUGCGUAUGCACAUCGAGGACUGCGAGAACAGCACUGUGGCUCGUAUCCGAAAACCAGUGGAGUCAGAGCCUCUGAAGGAUUGUCUCCAGAAAACAACAGAGCAGAAGAAAGUGCAGGUGGAGCUGGAUGGUCUGAAGAAGGACUUGGAUAAAGUCUCUGUGAAGACGCAGCAAGUCCUGAACUCACCUCAGCCCUCAGCCUCAGCUCCAGUGCUCCGCUCAGAGCUGGACCUCACAGUUCAGAAGAUGGACCAUGCCCACAUGCUCUCUUCUGUCUACCUUGAGAAGCUGAAGACGGUGGAAAUGGUGAUCCGUAACACUCAGGGUGCAGAGGGCAUUCUCAAGCAAUAUGAGGACUGCCUUCGCGAGGUUCACACUGUUCCCAGUGACGUCAAAGAAGUGGAGUCUUAUAGAGCUAAGCUCAAGAAAAUGCGAGCAGAAGCAGAGGCUGAACAACCAGUGUUUGACUCCCUGGAUGAGGAGUUAAAGAAAGCCUCAGUUGUCAGUGACAAGAUGUCCCGUGUGCACAGUGAGCGAGAUGUUGAGCUAGACCACUACCGUCAGCUCUUGUCCACCCUGCAAGAACGCUGGAAGGCUGUCUUCACCCAGAUCGACCUUCGACAGAGGGACCUGGAGCAGCUGGGCCGGCAGCUCGGCUACUACAGGGAGAACUAUGACUGGCUCAUCCGCUGGAUCAAUGAAGCCAAGCAAAGACAAGAGAGAAUACAAGCUAUACCUAUCACUGAUACAAAAACCCUGAGAGAUCAACUUGCUCAGGAGAAGAAGCUACUUGAGGAAAUCGAGAACAACAAAGACAAAGUGGAUGAAUGUCAGAAAUAUGCCAAAUCAUACAUUGAUACAAUUAAAGAUUAUGAACUACAGUUAGUUGCUUACAAAGCACAAGUGGAGCCUCUUACCUCUUCACCCUUGAAGAAAACCAAGCUAGAUUCAGCCUCAGAUAACAUUAUUCAAGAGUAUGUAACAUUGAGGACUCGAUACAGUGAACUGAUGACACUGACUAGUCAGUACAUCAAGUUCCUGAAUGACACAGAGCGCCGCCUUGAGGAUGAAGAGAAAGCUGCAGAGAAACUCAAAGCGGAAGAAAAGAAAAAAAUGGCCGAGAUGCAGGCUGAACUAGACAAACAGAAACAGUUAGCUGAUGCUCAAGCAAAAGCCAUUGCCAAAGCAGAAAAAGAGGCUAAUGAGCUGAAACUUAGAAUGCAGGAAGAAGUGAGCAAAAGAGAAAUCGCAGCCGUAGAUGCACAAAGACAAAAGUCCAACAUCCAACUGGAACUUCAUGAGCUGAAAAAUCUUUCCGAGCAACAGAUCAAUGACAAAGCCCAACAGGUAGAAGAAGCUCUUCAAAGCCGGGCAAAGAUUGAGGAGGAAAUACACCUAAUAAGAAUCCAACUAGAAACUACAGUUACACAAAAAAUGAUUGCAGAGUCUGAGCUUAAGCAACUUCGUGACAAAGCUGAUGAAGCUGAAAAACUCCGAAAAGCUGCUCAAGAUGAGGCAGAGAAACUUCGGAGACAGGUCAAUGAAGAAACCCAAAAGAAACGGUUAGCAGAAGAAGAGCUCAAGCGCAAAUCUGAUGCAGAGAAAGAGGCUGCACGCCACAAGCAAAAAGCUCUGGAAGACCUUGAAAACCUCCGAAUGCAGGCAGAGGAGGCUGAGAGAAGAGUUAAACAGGCUGAGAUAGAAAAGAACAGACAAAUACAGGUGGCACAUGCAGCUGCCCAGAAAAGUGCUGCUGCUGAGCUCCAGAGUAAACACCUGUCCUUUGUGGAGAAAACAUCCAAGUUGGAAGAAUCCCUGAAACAAGAGCAUGGCGCGGUACUUCAACUACAACAGGAAGCAGCACGUCUUCAAAAACAACAGGCUGAUGCAGAAAAUGCCAGAGAAGAGGCUGAAAGGGAGCUUGAGAAAUGGCGUCAAAAAGCAAACGAGGCUCUGCGACUAAGGCUUCAAGCUGAGGAAGAAGCCCACAAAAAGACCAUUGCACAGGAAGAUGCUGAGAAACAGAAGGAGGAUGCUGAACGUGAGGCUAAGAAGAGAGCUAAAGCCGAAGAGUCUGCUCUAAAGCAAAAGGAUAUGGCAGAGAAGGAGCUGGAGAGGCAGAGAAAGUUUGCUGAUAGCACUGCUCAACAGAAACUCAAUGCCGAACAGGAGCUGAUCCGUCUCAGGGCAGACUAUGACAACGCUGAGCAACAAAGGUCCCUUCUGGAAGAUGAACUAUACCGUUUAAAGAAUGAAGUAAUCCGGGCCGAGCAACAAAGAAAACAACUAGAAGAUGAGUUAGCUAAAGUGAGGAGUGAAAUGGAUGUACUUAUUCAGAUGAAGUUCAAAGCAGAACAGGAGAGCAUGUCCAAUACAGAGAGGAGCAAACAGCUUCUGGAGGACAAAGCUGCCAAGAUGAGAGAUCUAGCAGAUGAGGCAAGUCGGCUCAGAGCUAUCGCUGAAGAAGCCAAGCAGCAAAGACAGAUAGCUGAAGAGGAAGCAGCUCGUCAAAGGUCUGAAGCAGAGAGGAUCCUCAAAGAAAAGUUGGCCACAAUUAGUGAAGCCACCCGCCUCAAAACAGAAGCUGAAAUCGCCCUAAAAGAAAAGGAAGCAGAAAAUGAAAGACUACGUCGCCAAGCUGAAGACGAGGCAUACCAGAGGAAAGCUCUGGAAGAUCAGGCUAAUCUGCACAAGCAGGAGAUUGAAGAAAAGAUCGUCCUUCUCAAAAAGUCGUCAGAUGCUGAAAUGGAACGGCAAAAGACACUUGUGGAUGAUACCCUCAAACAAAAGCGAAUUGUUGAAGAAGAAAUUAGAAUUCUCAAGCUCAACUUUGAAAAAGCUUCCUCUGGCAAACUUGAUCUAGAACUCGAACUUAACAAACUAAAAAACAUUGCUGACGAAACUCAACAGAGCAAACUCAGGGCUGAAGAGGAGGCAGAAAAACUGAGAAAGCUUGCUUUAGAGGAAGAAAUGCGUAGAAGAGAAGCUGAGGAAAGAGUGAAGAAAAUUGCAGCUGCAGAGGAGGAGGCAGCCAGGCAGAGAAAGGCAGCCUUGGAAGAACUGGAACGGCUCAGGAAGAAAGCUGAAGAAGCCAGAAAGCAGAAAGAUGAAGCUGACCAAGAAGCUGAAAGGCAGCUUGUUGCAGCACAGCAGGCAGCACUUAAAUGUACCGCAGCCGAGCACCAAGUCCAGACUGUUCUCGCUCAGCAGAAAGAAGAUGGUGCCAUGCAGAAAAAACUGAAGGAGGAAUAUGAAAAAGCAAGAGUUCUAGCAAAAGAAGCUGCGGAAGCUAAAGAAAAGGCAGAAAGGGAGGCAGCCCUGUUUCGCCAGCAAGCUGAGGAGGCAGAGAGGCAGAAAGCUGCUGCUGAACAAGAAGCUGCAAACCAGGCCAAAGCACAGGAGAAUGCAGAGAAACUGAGGAAAGAGGCGGAGUUUGAAGCUGCUAAAUGGGCACAAGCAGAAGCCUCAGCGCUAAAGCAAAAGCAACAAGCUGAUGCAGAGAUGGCCAAGCACAAGAAACUGGCUGAACAAACAUUAAAGCAAAAGUUCCAAGUUGAGCAAGAGCUUACAAAGGUGAAACUUAAACUGGAUGAAACCGAUAAACAGAAAUCUCUCCUUGAUGACGAACUUCAGCGUUUAAAGGAUGAGGUGGAUGAUGCUGUUAAGCAGAGGUCUCAGGUGGAGGAGGAGCUUUUCAAAGUCAAAGUUCAAAUGGAGGAGCUAAUGAAACUGAAACUCAGGAUUGAAGAGGAGAAUCAGCGUCUCAUUAAGAAAGACAAAGACAACACUCAAAAGUUGCUUGCAGAAGAGGCUGAAAAUAUGAAGAAGCUGGCUGAAGAUGCUGCUAGACUUAGCAUAGAAGCACAAGAGACUGCUCGCCUAAGACAAAUUGCAGAGGAAGAUCUUAAUCAGCAACGAGCCCUGGCAGACAAAAUGUUAAAAGAGAAAAUGCUGGCAAUUCAGGAAGCUUCUAGACUUAAGGCUGAAGCCGAAAUGCUGCAAAGACAAAAGGAUCUUGCACAGGAACAAGCUCAAAAACUACUCGAGGAUAAACAGCUUAUGCAGCAGCGCCUAAAUGAUGAGACUGAGGAGUACCAGAAAUCUCUUGAAGCUGAGAGGAGAAGACAGUUGGAGAUAUUAGCUGAAGCAGAAAAACUUAAACUGCAAGUUUCUCAGCUCAGUGAAGCCCAGGCAAGAGCUGAAGAGGAAGCCAAAAAGUUCAAGAAACAAGCAGACACAAUUGCUUCCCGUCUCCAUGACACAGAAAUAACUACAAGAGAAAAAAAUACAGUUGUGGAAAAAUUGGAAAAUGAAAGACUAAACUCAAGCAGAGAAGCUGAGGAUUUACGCAAAGCAAUCGCAGACCUAGAGAAGGAGAAGGCUAGACUCAAAAAGGAGGCAGAGGAACUUCAAAAUAAAUCAAAAGAGAUGGCUGAUGCACAACAGAAACAAAUAGAGCAUGAAAAGACCAUGCUGCAGCAGACAUUCCUAACAGAAAAGGAGAUGCUCUUGAAGAAGGAAAAGCAAAUUGAAGAUGAGAAAAAGAGACUCGAGAGUCAGUUUGAGGAAGAAGUCAGAAAGGCCCAAGCUCUUAAAGAUGAACAGGAGCGUCAGAAGAAGCAAAUGGAGGAGGAGAAGAAGAAACUUCAGGCCAACAUGGAUGCUGCCCUCACCAAGCAAAAGGAAGCUGAGCUGGAAAUGCUGAACAAACAAAAAGAAAUGCAGGAACUGGAGAGAAUGAGACUGGAGCAAGAAAGAAAACUUGCUGAAGAAAACCAGAAACUGCGAGAGAAACUGCAGCAGAUGGAGCAUGCACAAAAGGAACAAACAAACAUUGAGACCAUAACAGUAGUUGAAACUACAAGAAAAGUCCUCAAUGGUCAAAAUGCUUCAGAUAUAACAGAUGCUGUUGAUCCUUUGUCUUUUGAUGGCAUUCGUGAAAAAGUUCCUGCAAUUCGAUUGCAUGAUAUUGGCCUUCUACCUAAGAAAGAGUUUGACAGAUUGAAAGAUGGCAAAACCACUGUGCACGAGCUAGGAGAGAGCGAUAACCUGAAACAAAUUCUUAAAGGAAGAAACUGCAUUGCUGGUAUAUUAAGCCCAACUAAUCAGAAAAUGUCUAUCUAUCAAGCCUCCAAAGAAAAAAAGAUUACACUAGGGACAGCUAUGAUUCUUCUUGAGGCCCAGGCUGCUACAGGCUUUAUGAUAGACCCCAUUAACAACAAGAAAUUCUCUGUCAAUGAAGCGGUUAAAGAGGGCUUGAUUGGGCCAGAAUUGCACAACAAAAUGGUGUUAGCUGAGAGAGCAGUUGCUGGCUACAAAGAUCCUUACACUGGAGGAAAAAUAUCUACUUUUGAAGCAAUGAAGAAGGGUCUCAUUGAACAUGAUCAUGCAAUCAGAAUUCUUGAAGCUCAACUAGCAACCGGGGGCCUUAUUGAUCCUAUUCACAGUCAUAGAGUUCCCACUCAGUUGGCUUGUAAACAAGGUCAGUAUGAUGCAGAAAUGAACAGGAUCAUGGAGAAACCCUCAGAUGACAACAAGGGGUACUUUGACCCAAGCACUCAAGAACCUUUGACGUAUACUGAACUAAUGACAAGAUGCAAAACUGACCCAGACACAGGGCUCCUGCUCCUACCCAUCACAGACCAAGCUGCAUAUUGCUCAAGCAUGUACACAGAAGAAGAGACUAAAGAUGUUUUCAACAAAACAACUGUGUCGGUCCCAUUUGGUAGGUUCACGGGAAAAACAGUAACUAUUUGGGAAAUCAUCAACUCCGAGUACUUCACCGAAGACCAGAAGAAAGACCUUCUACGUCAAUACAGGACAGGCAAAAUUACAAUCGAAAAGAUAAUUAAGAUUGUAAUUACUGUUGCAGAAGAGAAAGAGAAGAAAAGUGAAAUCACACUUGAUGGUAUUAGAGGCCCUGUCCCUGCCGCAGAUUUAGUAGAAUCCAAAGUUAUUGAUAAGGACUUGUAUAAUAAAUUGCACAAAGGGGCUUUAACAGUUAAAGAAGUGUCUGAAAUGGAGCCUGUAAAAAAAGCAUUGAAAGGUACAAAUGGAAUUGCAGGUGUAUACAUAGAAUCAUCCAAACAGCCUAUGUCUUUCUAUCAAGCUAUGAAGAAGGACAUGAUGAGACCAGGGCUAGCUCUAAGUAUGCUUGAAGCUCAGGCAGGAACAGGAUACAUUACUGACCCCAUUACCAACCAGAAGCAUACAGUCGAUGAAGCUGUGAAAGCAGGUGUUGUUGGCCCAGAGCUGCACGAAAAGCUGCUGUCUGCUGAGAGGGCUGUGACUGGUUAUAGAGACCCAUACUCAGGAAAAACUGUGUCUCUAUUCCAAGCAAUGAAGAAAGAUCUGAUCCCAAAAGAACAAGGUAUAAGGCUGCUUGAUGCCCAAUUGACGACUGGGGGUAUCAUUGAUCCAGUAAAGAGCCACCGCAUCCCUCAUGAUGUAGCCUGCCAGCGGAACUAUUUUGAUGAUGAAACAAAGCAAAUCUUAACUACUCCCAUCAAUGAGGCCAAGUGCUUCUUCAAUCCUAAUACAAAAGAAAAUGUCACCUACGCACAGCUCUUUGAGAAAUGCAUCACUGACAAGAAAACAGGUCUCCAGCUUCUGCCUCUGUCUGAUGAAGCAAUCAAGUGUAAAGAAGAGACAGCUUACACAGAGGCUCAGACCAAAGAAGCAAUGACCCAGGCCACUACAGAGCUGGACUGUGGUCCAUUUAAGGGCAGGAAAGUCACAAUCUGGGAAAUAAUUCAUUCUGAAUAUUUCACAGAGCAGGAGAGAAAUGACCUCCUUAAACAGUUUAUGUCUGGAAAGAUCACUAUUGAAAAGCUAAUCAAGAUUAUUAUUACUAUUAUCACUGAAAAAGAAGCAAAGAAACAAGAGCAAUCUGCUUUCAAGGGACUCAGAGCAAAUGUACCAGCAAGCUCUCUCUAUGACUCUAAAAUCAUUGACAAACCCACAUUCGAUCUCCUUCAACAAGGCAAAACAACACCUGCAGAAGUCAGUAGGAAUCCCAAUGUCAGUAAAUAUCUCCAGGGCUCAGAUUGCAUUGCUGGUAUUUACAAUGAGCCUUCAAAAGAAAAGAUGAGCAUCUACCAAGCAAUGAAGAAAAAGCUCCUCAGACACAAUACAGGGCUAGCUCUUCUAGAGGCCCAGGCAGCCACUGGGUUCAUUGUGGAUCCAUUAAGAAAUCUGUGCAUGUCAGUGGAUGAAGCAGUUAAGUCGGGCAUUGUUGGACCUGAGUUACACGAGAAGCUCCUGUCUGCAGAGAAAGCUGUCACAGGUUACAAAGACCCAUUCACCGGAAAGAAAAUAUCCCUCUUUGAAGCAAUGCAAAAGGACUUGAUACUAAAGGAGCAAGCUUUGCCAAUGCUUGAAGCCCAGAUGGUUUGUGGAGGCAUUAUUGAUCCAGUUAACAGCCACCGAGUCCCCACUGAUGUGGCAUAUCAGAAAACUAUGUUUGAUCAACAAACUGCCAAAAUUCUGUCUGAACCAUAUGAUGAAAACAAAGUUUUCUCAAACCCUGAAAAUGAUGAAAGUGUCACCUACAAACAGCUUAAAGACAAGUGCCAAAAAGAUCCAGAUACAGGCUUGUACAUGCUGCCACUCUCAAAGCCACAGUCUCCAACAGUUGUUGAAAAGACCUACCUCUACACUGAGGAACAAACACAGAGUGACCUGAGCAACACUCAAAUUGACAUUCCAAUUGAGGGUUUCUCUGACAAACCAAUGAACCUCUGGGAUAUUAUGAAUUCAAAUCUGCUUCCUGAACAAGAAAGACAGAGACUCAUGGAUGAAUACCGCUCUGGUAAAAUCACAAAAGAACGAAUGAUUAUCAUCAUUAUUGAGAUCAUGGAGCAGAGAGAAAUAAUCAGAAAUGAUGCUCCAUUAUCAUGCACAACAAUAAGAAGAAGGAUAACAAUUGAAGAAUUGUACAAUGCCCAAAUCAUAGAUUUAGAGACAUAUAAUCUCCUUAUACAAGGAAAAAGAGAUAUUCGUGACAUAAUGGAGUUGACCAGUGUAAAACAGUAUCUCUAUGGCACUGGUUGUGUUGCAGGGGUCGCAACUGACACAUGCAGAAUGAGCAUCUACCAAGCAAUGAAGAGAGAUUUCUUGACACCAGAAAUAGCCCUUAGUCUGCUAGAGGCACAGGCAGCUACCGGUUUUAUUGUAGACCCAAUAAAGAAUGAAACCCUUACUGUUGAUGAAGCUGUCCGUAAAGGUGUGGUUGGACCAGAAAUCCACGACAAACUCUUGUCAGCAGAAAGAGCAGUCACAGGAUACAAAGAUCCCUAUAGUGGAAAGGUUAUCUCCCUUUUCCAGGCCAUGAAAAAAGACCUUGUUGCCCAAGAUUAUGCUCUUAAAAUGUUAGAAGCACAAACUGCCACUGGAGGUAUUAUUGACCCUGAGUUCCAGUUCCACCUCCCGACAGAUGUUGCAAUGCAAAGAGGUUACAUUAACAAAGAAACCAAUGAGAAACUAAAUGAUGAUGUUAAAGGCUUUAUUGACCCUGUAACAGAAGAGAAAGUUUCAUAUGCAGAGUUACUGAAGAGAUGCAAGCUAGAAGGAGGGCUGCGUCUUCUUUCUUUGGGAGACAAGAGGUUGAUGUUUAAGGGUCUAAGGAAACAGAUCACAAUUGAGGAGCUUUUACGGUCACAGAUCAUUGACCAAGAAACUGUCACACAACUGAAUCAAGGUGCAGUGUCAGUGGAAGAAGUUAGUAAUAGGCUAUCACGAUACCUUGAAGGAACAGGCUGUAUUGCUGGUGUAUUUCUGGAAUCUUCAAAAGAACGUUUCUCCAUUUAUCAAGCUAUGAAGAAAAAUAUGAUUAGACCAGGCACAGCAUUUGAGCUCCUUGAAGCACAAGCAGCCACUGGAUAUGUCAUUGAUCCCAUCAAAAACCUCAAGCUUACGGUUAAUGAAGCUGUAAAGAUGGGAAUUGUGGGGCCAGAGUUCAAAGACAAACUUCUUUCAGCUGAGCGGGCUGUCACAGGAUAUAGAGAUCCAUAUUCAGGCAAGACAAUAUCUCUCUUCCAAGCCAUGAAAAAGGGCCUCAUAUUGAAAGAUCAUGGCAUUCGUCUACUCGAAGCCCAGAUUGCUACAGGAGGAAUCAUUGACCCAGAGGAAAGUCAUCGCCUGCCAGUUGAAGUUGCCUACAAUCGUGGCUUCUUUGAUGAAGAAAUGAAUGAGAUUUUGACAGAUCCAUCUGAUGACACCAAAGGUUUUUUUGACCCCAACACUGAGGAAAAUCUAACAUAUUUGCAGCUCAUGGAGAGGUGCAUUAAAGACCCUGACUCUGGUCUGGUGCUUCUGCUGCUGAAAGAUAAACAUCGUGAAAGAAAAACAUCUUCUAAAUCUUCUGUUCGUAAGCGCCGUGUUGUCAUUGUUGACCCUGAAACCGGUAAAGAAAUGACGGUCUAUGAGGCGUAUAGGCGGGGACUGAUUGACCAUCAAACCUAUUUGGAGCUUGCAGAGCAGGAGUGUGAAUGGGAAGAGAUCACAAUGACCUCUUCAGAUGGUACUGUCAAAACUCUAAUCAUUGACCGAAGAUCUGGGCGACAGUAUGAUGUUGAUGAUGCUAUUGGCCGUGGUCUGAUUGACCAACGCUCACUUGAAAGCUACAGGUCUGGAAACGUGUCCAUCACAGAGUUUGCAGAUAUGCUUUCUGGAAAUAUGGGAGGGUUCCGCUCACGGACAUCUUCAAUCGGAUCCACCAGUGGCUCGACCUCCUCGUAUCCCAUGAGCCCCAUACCAACUAUUAAAGCACCUGCAGUCAUAUGGAAUGACCCAAGUGAAGUCACUUGUCCCAUCGCUGGCAUACUGGAUGUAGACACUCUGGAAAAGAUUUCUAUAACUGAGGCCAUGCACAGAAACCUUGUAGACAACAUUACAGGUCAAAGACUUUUAGAAGCCCAAGCUUGCACAGGAGGAAUAAUUGACCCCUCAAGUGGAGAAAGAUUCUCAGUCAGUGAUGCCACAGAGAAGGGUCUAGUGGAUAAAAUUAUGGUUGAUCGUCUUAACCUUGCCCAAAAAGCAUUUAAUGGCUUUGAAGAUCCUAGAACAAAGUCUAAAAUGUCGGCCUCCCAAGCUCUGAAAAAGGGCUGGUUAUAUUAUGAAGCUGGGCAGCGGUUCCUUGAGGUCCAGUAUCUCACAGGUGGACUCAUUGAGCCUGAGGUUGAGGGAAGAGUGCCACUGGAUGAGUCUAUUAGGAAGGGAACUAUUGAUGCACGCACUGCCCAGAAACUCAGAGAUGUUGGUACUUAUUCAAAAUAUCUGACAUGUCCCAAAACCAAACUUAAAAUCUCCUUUAAAGACGCAAUGGACAAAAGCAUGGUUGAGGAAGGAUCUGGGCUGAGGCUUCUUGAAGCAUCAUCAGAGUCCACCAAAGGAGUGUAUAGUCCCUAUAAUUUGAGUGGAACUGGCUCAGCCUAUGGCUCUCGGUCUGGCUCAAGGACUGGUUCCAGAACCGGAUCAAGGAGAGGCAGUAUUGACGCCGGCUUCACCAUGAACUUCUCCUCCUCCUCUUAUACAUCAUCAUCAACCAGCUAUGGCCGUAGAUUCUGAGCCAUAAGCUCUGCAUAAUUUUGUACAAGCAAACAUAAACCCACUAAUAGAAAAGAACAGUAGAACUGAAGUCUAACUAACUCUAAGAAAAAGUUACAGAUACUUAGCAGUUAUUUAUUUAUUGUUUUGUUUUUUGUUUUUCUUUUUUGCAUGUAGAGUUUAGAAUAGUACAAUUUUAAACAUAGUUUAUAUUUUUGGACAUAACAUACUAUACCUGUUAAAGGUUGCCUUGCAGGCUGAUGUUCAACAGAAAUUUAUAGUAUUACUUUCUUUGACAUUUUUAUGACAUUAAAACAACUUUAUAUUCUAUAUAUAAACUAAGUUUUGAUAUUUUACUGAUGCAAAUUUUACAUUGAAUGUUUGUAUAGAAUAUGGGUUCAUGAUAUUUCUUAUGUUAACAUUUUCUUGGUAAAAACUAUUGCUCUAUUACUCUUGGCACAUAAAGCCAGUCACUACAACAAAAACACACAUAUUGCCUUUCAAAAGUUGACAUUGCUUUUAUGUUAAUAUGUUUAUAAUCAGUGGACAUGUAAAUAGUAUUUUGACACAACAUGGUUAGUCACUAGUGAAGCUUCACAAUUUUGCCCAAGUGUUCCUGAUCAAUCCCAAGAUGAUGUCAGUCCUCAUGCAGCUUCAUCACACAGAUGUGCCUCCUGUAAUUUAAGUUUCUACUUUUAAAAUGCAUUUCCUGAAGAUGGACACUCAGCUGGCAAGGUCUUAUAGUCCCCAUCAUCACAAUGUCCUGUUCCAG